AUGCCCGGGGGGCGGUACCCGCCCGCGCGGCCCGCCGAGCCCUCCGCCGCCGCCACCGCCCCGCCGUGCCCCGCCGCGCUGCCCGCCGCCGGCCGGCACCGCAAGCGCCGACGGACUUGCAGCAAAUCCGAGGCGCCUCGCCCGCCUCCUCCUCCUCCUCCUCCUCCUCCCGCCGCCGCCGAGAAGCCCAAAGCGGGCGGCAAAGCGGCGCAGCGGCCGCGGCGCCAGGCGCGCAAAUUCCAAUACGGGAAUUACUGCAAAUACUACGGGUACCGGAACCCCGACGUGGAGGACGCGCGGCUGCGGGCGCUGCGGCCCGAGUGGUUCGCGGGCAAGGAGGUGCUGGACGUGGGCUGCAACGUGGGGCACCUGACGCUGAGCAUCGCCAAGCGCUGGGCGCCCGCCAGGGUGGUGGGGCUGGACAUUGACGGGCGGCUGAUCCGCUCGGCUCGCCAGAACAUCCGCCACUACCUGUCCGAGGGGCUGGGGGCGGACGGAGACCCCGCGGGGGGCGUCAGGAAAGGUUUCCCCGCCGCGCUCCUGGCCAGCCGCGGCCCCAUCGCCGCCCCGCAGCUGCCGCCCGACGGGCCCGGGGCGGCGGAUUUCCCGCACAACGUGGUGUUCGUCACGGUGAGAGAGAUGGGGGGGG
This is a messenger RNA of Pyrgilauda ruficollis (rufous-necked snowfinch), 649 nucleotides long. Its product is annotated as 7SK snRNA methylphosphate capping enzyme-like. The annotation marks the transcript as partial. NCBI's taxonomy places the organism in Eukaryota, Metazoa, Chordata, Aves, Passeriformes, Passeridae. Gene Ontology annotation, molecular function: O-methyltransferase activity; snRNA binding; RNA methyltransferase activity. The record is from RefSeq and is a predicted model, not a curated record. Gene Ontology annotation, biological process: snRNA modification. The transcript is spliced from 2 exons.